GUGGCAUGGAGUCUAAAACAUGGACGAAGGAAUUGUAGGAUGAAGUUUUUUUUUCAGAGCAAAGAAGUGAAUGUAAUGGGCGCCAAUGGGAGCAAGAGCAGUAAGAAUCUACUGCAGCAUAAGGACGAAAGUCACCGCUCAUCUAGAUGGCGUGGCUUCCUAUCCAGUUUGGGUGUCUCUGUUCCUUUAGACCUGCACAUCAGGUCACGGCACAUGAUUCAGGACAAGACAGCAUCCGUCCCAGAGUAUGUUCUGUCUUCAUUACCCGUCCCUGAGAAACUACACAUGGAGUGGAGCCUCCCCACUUUUAUCAACAUGUUCUUACCAGAGUUUCCCCACCGCAGCAUCCGUGGACAUGAGCACUUCCAGAUCCUGGGUUACAUCGCCAAAGGAUCGUUCGGUCCCAUCUUGAAGGUGAAGGAUAAGUCAAAACAAAAGACUUAUGCAGUGAAGGUUAUCCCGAAGUCUGAGAUUCUUCGUCUGGGUGUGCUGGACCAGUCUAAGGAAGAGGUGAUCGUCCAGCGUCAGGUCUGCCACCCUUUCGUCCACGACCUGCAGGACUGCUGGCAGACCCAGCACCACCUCUAUAUUAUGUGUGAUUACUGCAGUACAGGAGAUUUAUACACCUACUGGUUGAUGAUCGGUCACUUCGGAGAGGAUGCGCUCAAGGUGUUCGCUGCUGAGCUCGGCUCUGCUCUCGGGUUUCUUCAUGAUUUUGGAAUCAUCCACCGUGACGUUAAGAUGGAGAACGUACUUUUGUCAGAUCAGGGGCAUUUACGCCUGGCUGAUUUCGGUUUGUCUCGGAGGCUCGAACAUGGAGGAAGGGCAUUCACUAUAUGUGGGACAAUUCAGUACAUGGCUCCUGAAGUGCUGAGCGGAGGUCCGUACAGCCACGCUGCUGAUUGGUGGUCACUUGGGAUCCUGCUCUUCGCAUUGGCUACCGGCAAGUUUCCUGUUCCUCCCGAGUCAGAUCACUGUUGCAUGCUGAGGAAGGUGCGCUGCUUCUCCUACGAGAUGCCCACAAGCUUCUCUCCUCCGUUCGCCCUUCUGCUGACCGAGCUGCUGUGUAAGACCCCGACACGUCGCCUGCGAACCCUGGAGCGCUUCAAGCGCCAAACCUUUUUCCGUGGGACUCCGUUCGACUCGCAGUUGUUACAAAAAAGCCCAGUGGAGCUGAUCAUGGAACUGAAGAAGCGGCCCGAUCGCCCUGCCAAAGCCUGCCGAGGUCUCGCGCUUGAGCCGUUUCCUGAUUUUGAGUUCGACUGCGAUUUCCACAGAGUUUCAUCCUCCAGCUCAGAACUACUGGAGACCCUCGAGCAAUGACAAGUCAGUCAGGGCAAGUCACAGAGAGCAUUUUUAUAG
Messenger RNA from Tachysurus vachellii, 1362 nucleotides. It is a transcript of the gene rskrb, whose product is annotated as ribosomal protein S6 kinase related b. The transcript is spliced from 12 exons. Gene Ontology annotation, molecular function: protein serine/threonine kinase activity; ATP binding. Gene Ontology annotation, biological process: protein phosphorylation. Lineage: Eukaryota; Metazoa; Chordata; Actinopteri; Siluriformes; Bagridae. The record is from RefSeq and is a predicted model, not a curated record.